Pseudoliparis swirei is the source of this 2105-nucleotide messenger RNA. It is a transcript of the gene p2rx7, whose product is annotated as purinergic receptor P2X, ligand-gated ion channel, 7. Gene Ontology annotation, biological process: monoatomic cation transmembrane transport; response to ATP. Gene Ontology annotation, molecular function: extracellularly ATP-gated monoatomic cation channel activity; ATP binding; purinergic nucleotide receptor activity. The transcript is spliced from 14 exons. NCBI's taxonomy places the organism in Eukaryota, Metazoa, Chordata, Actinopteri, Perciformes, Liparidae. Gene Ontology annotation, cellular component: nuclear inner membrane; plasma membrane. The coding region runs from base 244 to 1989 and encodes 581 amino acids. The record is from RefSeq and is a predicted model, not a curated record.
CGGAAUCUGCGUGCAGAGUGAUCGUAUUUUUCGGUGAUUCUAACUUUUAUAAUCGUGUUUUUUCUUUUUUUUAAAGAGGAAAAUAAGUGAGGAGUGAGGGGUGGACAUGUGACCUUCCGCACAGGAAGAGGAGUCAAGAAGUGAGUCACAUAUUCCUCCUACAGGGCAGGAACCAGACUCGAGGACCCCCCCUACCCACCCACACCCCCCGCCCCACACACACACACACACACACACAGCAGGAUGCCGUGCUGUGGACUCCUGUGUCAGUAUGAAACCAACAAGCUGGUCCGGAUCCAGAGCGUCCGGCUCGGCUCCCUCAAGUGGAGCCUGAACGCGGCCAUUCUGCUGUUUAUCUGCCUCAUGCUGCUGUGGAACAGGAGCUACCAGCAGUUUGACCUGGUGGUGAGCUCCGUCACCACCAAGGUGAAGGGCGUUGCGCGGAUCCACAUGCCCGGGGUCGGGGACGUGGUCUGGGACGUGGUGGACUACAGCGGACCCUCUCAGGAGAAGAACUCGUUCUUCGUGGUGACCAACGUCAUCGUGACGAAGAACCAGAAGCAGGGGAAGUGCCCCGAGGUUCCCAUGAAGGGCGGAUUGUGUCGCAGCGAUGCGGACUGUGAGGAAGGAGCCUGGAACCAGCAUAGCCACGGAAUCAAGACCGGUUCUUGUCUGAAGUUUGACGUGUUGAAGAAAACCUGCGAGAUCUCUGCGUGGUGUCCCGUGGAGACCAGGACCAGCCCCCCCAGACCCGCCCUGCUGGCAGCCGCGGAGAACUUCACGGUUCUCAUAAAGAACAACAUCCGGUUCCCCGCGUUCCACUUCAUCCGGAGGAACAUCCUCCCAGAGAUGAACGACGGCUACCUGAGGAGCUGCCAGAGGGACAAAGACUCGCUGUGUCCCAUCUUCAGGCUCGGAGACAUCGUCCGGGAGGCCGGAGAGAAGUUCUCCGACAUGGCCAUCGAGGGGGGCGUCAUCGGCAUCCUGAUCGAGUGGGACUGCAACCUGGACCGGCUCAUGCAGCGCUGCCUGCCCAGGUACUCCUUCAGACGGCUGGACGAGAAGGAGAGCAACAGGACGCUCUACCCGGGUCUCAACUUCCGAUUUGCAAAGUACAGCUCUGUGAACGGCGUGGAGCAGCGGACGCUCUACAAAGCCUUUGGGAUCCGGUUUGAUGUCCUGGUGUUUGGACAGGCGGGAAAGUUUAGCUUCAUCCAGCUGGUCAUCUACGUCGGGUCGACACUGUCGUACUACGCUCUGACGACCUUGAUGCUCGACUGGCUAAUCGGAACCAACUGGUACUCGGCGGAGGUCGGACAAAUCUACUCUGAGAAGAAAGUCGAGUCUGUGGCGGACAAACAGAAGUGCCUCCUCUGUGUGUCCUACGUCGAUGAGACAAACAUCCGACUGGUGAAAAAAUCCCAGAAGAAAAGUUUACAACUCGUCAAACCGACUUCGUUCCAGCCGCACAAGGAGGACGGUGGUCACCUGAGAGCCGCCAUCUUGCUGCUCCAGCCGGGUAUCGCCGUGGAUCUGUGCGCUCUGGACCGUGACCCCGCCCCCGACCCGGGUCGCGCCCCUGAGCGCCGCCGGCCCGCCUGGUGUCAGUGUGGCCGCUGCGCCGCCUCUUCCCUUCCCCAGGAGGAGCUGUGCUGCCGGCUGGGCGCCGGCGCCUGCAUCUCCUCGUCACCGGCGUUCGAGCGGCUGGUGUUGCAGCGCCCCCUACUGGAGGCCGUUCUCCUGUACCGAGACCCUUUGUCCUCGCCGCCCGCGGACCGAGGCCCGGCCGUCUCCGCCCUGCGCCGCUGUGCCUACGGUCAGUACGUCAGCUGGAUGUUGGGGGUCCCGCCCGACGGCGCCCACGCUGCCAUCCCCAGCUGCUGCGUGGCGAGGGUCAGGUCCGAGUACCCGAGUCCGGACGGGCGGUACGGCGGCUUCAGGCCCGGCGGGGCGGUGUCCCUGCAGGCCUGCGCCAACGGGGAGUUCUGAGAGGACCGACCACACCUCGACUAACCGUUUGUGCUAAUAUCCUGAAGCAUAAUAAUAAAGCCAUUACUAAUAACUGAGUCAAUAAAUCAAUGUUUAAUAAAAUAAUAGAAAAGAAA